AUGCUGUUCACUGGUACGCUACGAGUGCGGGUUCUAGAGGCUCGAGGUCUUCGUCCAACUGAAUGGUCCCGGCGAUUCAAUCAGAAUGAAACGGCCGCGAUAGACGCCUACGUCAACGUGGACUGGGAUGAGUACCACGUUGGAAAGACUCUGGUACGGCCGAAGACCAAUGAGCCACGAUGGAACGAAGAAUUCGUUGCGAACGACGUGCACUCUGGUCGAGCCAUCGGUUUCACCGUCUUUCAUAAUUGUGUAAUGCCACCAGAUGAUUUCGUGGCUAACACUAGGAUACCAUUCGACGAUCUCAAAAUAGGCAGCACUAAUGAUAUCUGGGUGGAUCUUGAACCGCACGGGCAACUACACGUGGUAAUUGAACUUCACGGCUCAUCAGUUGAAGAAUCACACCAUGUCAAGGAUCGGGUUUUCAAAGAGCGGACAGGCGCAUUCAAUGAUCGGCAACGUCGUGGUGCAAUGCGUCGGAAGAUCCAUGAAGUCACCGGUCACAAGUUCAUGGCGCUAUUCUUGCGGCAGCCAACUUUUUGUGCUCAUUGUAAAGAAUUCAUCUGGGGGAUCGGCAAGCAAGGAUAUCAGUGUCAGAUUUGUACUGUGGUUGUACAUAAACGAUGCCACGAAGAAGUCGUGUGGAAAUGCCCAGGUAACAAAGCUGACGCCGUGCAAGAGAUCAACCGCGAGGUGGUCGAGACUGGUAUGGGUCGGUUCAACAUUAAUAUGCCUCAUCGUUUCUCGGUUCAUUCCUAUAAACGCCCAACAUUUUGCGAUCAUUGCGGAUCAAUGCUUUACGGCCUAAUCAACCAAGGAUUACAGUGUUCCGUCUGUAAGCUGAAUGUUCAUAAACGAUGUCAGCGGAAUGUAGCCAACAAUUGCGGUAUCAAUGCCAAACAAAUGGCCGCUGAAUUAGCGCAACUGGGCUUGACUGGUGACAAGAUGAGCAUCCGUAGCAAAAAGAAGCCAUCCAUUGCGACCGACACAAGUUCAGAUACGACAAGUAUGGGCACUUCAGAUUCUGGAUCAACAUAUCUUGCACAAAUAUCGGAAGAGGAGCCGGCGAAAUCACCACGACCGCCCGGUGGUACUUUAUCCAUUCAGGACUUUGUCUUCAUAAAAGUUCUUGGAAAGGGAUCUUUUGGCAAGGUAAUGCUAGCUGAAAGGCGCGGUUCGGACGAGGUGUACGCCAUCAAAAUCCUCAAGAAGGACGUGAUCGUGCAGGACGACGACGUCGAGUGCACCAUGUGCGAGAAGCGAAUUCUCAGCCUUGCCGCCAAACAUCCAUUUCUCACUGCUCUUCACAGCAGUUUCCAAACCCCUGAUCGUUUAUUCUUUGUGAUGGAAUAUGUGAAUGGUGGAGAUUUGAUGUUCCAAAUACAACGGGCACGUAAAUUUGACGAACCACGAGCUCGAUUCUAUGCGGCCGAAGUGACGUGCGCACUGCAGUUCCUCCAUCGUAAUGAAGUCAUCUAUAGAGAUCUCAAAUUGGAUAAUAUCCUCCUGGACGCCGAAGGACAUUGUCGACUUGCUGAUUUCGGAAUGUGUAAGGAGGGCAUUACCAAGGAUAACUUGACGAGCACAUUCUGCGGAACUCCCGACUACAUUGCUCCCGAAAUCCUUCAAGAACUCGAAUACGGUGUAUCAGUUGAUUGGUGGGCGUUAGGAGUGUUGAUGUAUGAAAUGAUGGCCGGUCAACCGCCUUUCGAAGCGGAUAAUGAGGAUGAUCUCUUCGAGCGUAAAUUUAUUCAAAUUAUUCACAGGGAACUCCUUCUUUGGCCAACUUUCAUGACGAAAAAUCCAUCAAAACGUCUCGGCUGUGUGCAAUCACAAGGAGGAGAAGACGCGAUUCGAGCACAUCCGUUUUUCCGUGAGAUUGAUUGGGAUGCUCUUGAAGCUCGCCGUGUGAAACCGCCAUUCAAGCCGAAGAUCAAGUCAAAACGUGAUGCAAACAACUUCGAUGCCGAUUUUACCAAAGAAGAACCUGUGCUGACACCUACCGAUGUGGCUGUCGUGCGGUCGAUCAAUCAGGAAGAAUUCCGCGGAUUUUCAUUCGUGAAUCCACACUUUGUUUACUGA
Haemonchus placei is the source of this 2082-nucleotide messenger RNA. Lineage: Eukaryota; Metazoa; Nematoda; Chromadorea; Rhabditida; Trichostrongylidae. The record is from the annotation of a GenBank genome assembly.